AAGUAAAUUCCAAGUCUCUUCUUGGGAGGAAAAUCCUAUACGCCCUUAAACAUGAGACGGAUAUCACAUGGUUUCAUGUGCCGCCCUUUACCUUUGUUAGUUUCUUUCCUUUUCUUUUCGUUUCCCUCGCCAGGCACCUCACUCAUUGCUCGGAGCUUCAAUUUCACGUUCAAAAGCCCUUUUGGGAAAUUCUUUGCUCUCUUCCCAAGUUUCUCCAUAUACACACGCGCACUCACAGAUCACCAUCAUCAGUCCUGGUGUUUUCGUUUUCGUUUUCGUUAUUCAAUUCCCAAAUAACCUAAAGAUUCUAAUAGCUGUCACUCUCUUCAGUUCUUGAUUGUUUCACGUUAGAGUGUAUUUGUAUAUGCCAUACAGCGAGUUCGUCGUUCAUGUACUAAAAUUUGGAGUCGAUCCAAGUGAGCCAAAACUAGGGUGCUAUGCUGAGAGUUCUUGUUUUAGUAGGUUGUUGAUUGAAUCUGGAUAUGGGUCAAUUUGAAUUAUUGAUGUGGUGUCUGACCCGAGUGAGCCAAAACUUGAUGGCUUUUUGAUUGAAUCUGAAAUAUUUGUCGGUGCGGAUACUUAAUUUGGUUGUGAAUUGUGGAAGAAGUCCGCGGAAGAUGCGGCGGCGGCCGGCCGAGUACCGGCGCCAAGUUCGAAGGAGGUUUUCGUAUUGGAUCUGGGCGCUUCUUGGGUUGUUCGCUGUUGCAGGCCUCGUUUUGUUUGUGGUUCAUCAUAAUCAGCGCGAAGAUCUGGUAGAAAAGCCGGCUUUGGAGAGAAAUGCAAGAAUUGAACAAGCUGCCCAUAAGGAUUGGAACUUUACUGAACAAAUAUUAAGUGCUACCUCGUUUCCUAGGCAAUUAGCUGAGCAAAUGACACUUGCCAAGGCUUAUGUCAUUAUUGCCAAAGAGCACAAUAACCUUCACCUUGCUUGGGAACUGAGCUCAAAAAUCAGAACCUGCCAGCUUUUGCUUUCCAAAGCUGCCAUGAGGGGGGAGCCCAUCACAUUAGAGGAAGCAGAGCCAAUAAUUAAAAGCCUAUCAUCUCUCAUUUUUAAGGCACAGGAUGCCCAUUAUGACAUUGCAACAACAAUAAUGACAAUGAAAUCUCAUAUCCAAGCCCUUGAAGAGCGUGCAAAUGCAGCAACCGUUCAAAGCACGGUGUUUGGGCAACUGGCAUCUGAAGCAAUACCCAAGAGUCUUCAUUGUGUAAAUGUUAAACUCAUAGCUGACUGGCACAAAAAGCAAUCUCUGCAAGAACUCGCAGAUGACAAGAGAAACUCUCCUCGACUUACAGACAACAAUCUAUACCAUUUCUGUAUCUUUUCAGAUAAUGUAGUGGCUACCUCUGUAGUUGUGAAUUCCACUAUCUCCAACGCUGAUCAUCCGAAGCAAUUGGUCUUCCAUAUUGUCACCAAUGGAGUCAACUAUGGAGCAAUGCAGGCUUGGUUCCUUAGCAACGACUUCAAGGGGUCUGCCAUAGAUGUGCAGAACGUUGAGGAUUUUUCUUGGUUAAAUGCGUCAUAUGCCCCCAUUGUGAAACAACUCCUUGAUGCAAAUUCAUGGGCCUACUAUUUUGGAGGAGCUGAACGUUUAAACAUUGAGCUGAAGCUGCGGAACCCAAAGUACCUUUCUUUGCUGAAUCACCUUCGGUUUUACAUUCCAGAGAUCUAUCCACAGCUAGAGAAGGUAGUUUUUCUCGAUGAUGAUGUCGUGGUCCAGAAGGAUCUGACGCCACUUUUUUCGUUGGAUUUGCAUGGAAAUGUGAAUGGAGCAGUGGAAACUUGUCUUGAAGCCUUUCAUCGUUAUUACAAGUAUCUCAACUUCUCAAACUCAAUCAUCAGCUCAAAUUUUGAUCCACAAACAUGUGGAUGGGCAUUUGGUAUGAAUGUCUUUGAUUUGAUUGCAUGGAGGAAAGCAAACGUGACUGCCCGGUAUCAUCACUGGCAGGAGCAGAACACUGACGGGACACUAUGGAAACUAGGCACCCUUCCCGCCGGCCUUCUAACUUUUUAUGGUCUCACCGAGCCACUUGAUCGGAGAUGGCAUGUGUUAGGGCUAGGAUAUGAUUUGAACAUCGACAACCGUUUGAUUGAGAGCGCAGCAGUAAUUCACUUCAAUGGAAACAUGAAACCAUGGCUAAAGUUGGCCAUUGGCAGGUAUAAGCCUCUAUGGGAACGGUACAUAAAUCAAAGCCACCCAUAUCUCCAAGAUUGUCUCAUAAGUUAAAAUUUGCUACUGAUUAUAUAUGCGAUCUUCCCCAUGAUGAAUUCUCGAUCUGUGAUAGCAUCAUUGUAGUCUCAGAAGCAGAAAAUUUUGACUUUAAUAGGAUGUUUUCCUUUUCUUAAUUUUUUUCCCCAUCAUAGUGUCUUAAAAGAGAAUCAUUUUUUACAGAUUAGAAAGUUUAUAUGUAUUAGGUAAACAGGUUUGGUGGAUUCUGCAAGCUGUAGAAUUAUUUGUUCUUAUAGUGAUUCUUGUAAUAAUCUUUCUUCUCCUUAGAUUAUGUUUUAACUGAACCAAAAUAAUAAAAUAAUUUAUUUCGUAUUC
Molecule: messenger RNA, 2543 nt
Organism: Carya illinoinensis
Lineage: Eukaryota; Viridiplantae; Streptophyta; Magnoliopsida; Fagales; Juglandaceae
Product: hexosyltransferase GAUT11
Exons: 2
Coding region: 618-2225 (535 amino acids)
Molecular function (GO): polygalacturonate 4-alpha-galacturonosyltransferase activity
Source: RefSeq, a predicted model, not a curated record